Messenger RNA from Acipenser ruthenus (sterlet), 899 nucleotides. Its product is annotated as FAD-linked sulfhydryl oxidase ALR-like. The record is from RefSeq and is a predicted model, not a curated record. Gene Ontology annotation, cellular component: mitochondrion. Lineage: Eukaryota; Metazoa; Chordata; Actinopteri; Acipenseriformes; Acipenseridae. The transcript has 3 exons. Bases 34 to 615 code for a protein of 193 amino acids. Gene Ontology annotation, molecular function: flavin-dependent sulfhydryl oxidase activity; flavin adenine dinucleotide binding.
AUUUCCCUUCAGUCUUAGCGUCUUGUUUUCAAGAUGGCUGCGCCCAGUGAUAAAGGUUCUUCCCCGGUAGCUUCGGAGUCACCUUUUGCAGGUUUCCCGUUCGCGAUCCCGGGCGCCGCUACCGGGGAACCGGCAGAUAAACAGUCUGAAAAAACCGGCGAGCAGAAAAAGAAGCCGUGCCGGGCGUGCAUGGAUUUCAAAUCCUGGAUCAAACAGCAGAGGAAACAGACACCCACACAGGAGUGCCGGCUCGACGAGGACAAGGAGAGGCCCGUGGAAUGCCCGUUAGACCGGGAAGAGCUGGGCAGGAGCACCUGGUCUUUCCUGCACACGAUGGCAGCCUAUUACCCCGACACGCCCACUGGCGCACAGCAGCAGGACAUGAAGCAGUUCGUUAACUUGUUUUCAAAGUUCUUUCCUUGCGACGAGUGUGCUGAAGACUUGCGAGCAAGGUUAAAAUCAAAUCAACCAGACACCACCAGCCGAAACAGUUUCUCCCAGUGGAUGUGCCGUCUUCAUAAUGAUGUCAACGUGCGCAUCGGCAAACCAGAGUUCGACUGUGCCAAGGUGGAUGAGCGGUGGAGGGACGGCUGGAAGGACGGGUCUUGCGAUUAACACGCAGGGAAUUGGCAGCACUGAACCCCAGACCUUUAUUUAAGACACUAAAAAUGACAAUGGUGUGCAUUUUUAAAAUAGAAGUCAUAGACCGUAUUUGUCUGAUCAAACUUUCCUGGAGUUUUGUGAUGUGUUUUAUUUUCAUAAUAUCUGGAGGGGUUGUCACUCGUGAAACGUGAGGCAAGUCUGUCAGCUGUUGAAUUGGAUCCCAUAUUGUGUUGUAAAAUAUAACCAUUUAAAAAAACUAAAUAAAAAUAAAAAGUGUGUUGUAAUGACUUUAUUAA